UUUUUUUUUUCUGUCUCUUAAUGCUUCAUCAAGGAAAACAAUUGUGACUAGAUAGACACUUAAUGAUUACAGGCUCUGUGGGAGUGUCUCACUCUUUUUAGUAGUUUUGAAAAGAAUCCAAGCAAUACUACUGUAUUAGUGCUACCAGUCUGUUAUGCAUAUCUUAUUCUUGGUGCAAUAUGCAAUAUGUUACAAGGAUAGCUAAGAAUUUAAAUCUAUUUGACAAGUAGGGGUUGUAAGGAAGUCUGAAGGUUACCAUAGGAUCAUUUAGGCUGGAAAGGUUCUCAGCUGUUAUGCUGAAUUGUUCUUCGGCAUCACCUUGUUCUCUUUAUUUAGUUGAAAAGUGACUAGCUCAAAUGUAGUAUCUAAUCUUGUGUCACUGAAGUAGCAUUUUAUUAGUAACAACAGUGAAAUCUCCACUGAAUCAGAUAUGCUAGCUGCAUUCAAUUCUGUUUGAUUGAGCACCAAGCCAUAAUUUUUCUUUGGUAAAAGAGGCUGAUAUAAAUUCCAUUAAGCCCAUAUGUGGAGCAACAGGAGUACCUAUCAACCUGCUCUUUAUGGAUAUUCUUGAAUUAUAAUGACAGUCACGUAGGUCGCCAGUGUGAGGAGUAUAUAAGCCUGAAGCAUCACAUGGAAAGAAAAAUCCAAGAAGUAGAAGGAGAGCUUGCUUGUCAGAAACAGGCUGAUGCUGAUCUACAGAAGACAGGCUACAGGUUGCAUGAAAUGGAAACUCUUCUUUCUGCUAUGACUGUUGAGAGAGAACAGACGAUACAAGCAUCAUCGUUGAACUAUGGUAUUUUACCUGAAGGAGAGAAACAGAUACUUCAAUAUGAUGAUAAAAGUUAUCUUAGAAAAGAUAUUCCAAUCUUGGAAAUGCAGAAGCUGAAGGAGCAGAAUGCCAGCCUUCGGGCUGCUGUUGCACAAAUGAGGAAAGAAAUGGAGAGUCUUGAUGAACAGAUGCAGUCCUCUCUUCCUCUGACAGAACAAACUGUCAUUGGCCUAACUACAGAAAUCUCGUCACUCGCUCCUGGUUCAUUUUGCACAGACCAAGUUUCAGUUAGAACCACAUUGAACAACAUCAAUGUCAGCUCAAAUAACUUGGGUUGUAUAAUAAACCCAAACACAGAAAAGGGGUCAAAAACCAAAGCUCUUGAAGAAAAGACGGUAGAUUUUGACCCUACCUCAGAUAACUGUUGUCCCGAUGUUAGUCUUCAGUAUGGUUUCAGCUGCCCUCUACAAGGAAUGCAAAAUAAACUGAAUGAAGCAGCAAGAAAAAUACCAGUUCUGAGCCAAGAGAAGCAGCAACUGAUUGAAAUGGGAGACAGACCCAGAGCAGAUAUUGGAAUGAUAUUAAAGGAAGGACUUUGGCAUCCCAUUACCUCUAAGCGCUGCACAGUUUGUGUUGCCUCUGGUAGCCUUUCUCCAAGAGAACUUCUCAAAAGAACACAGUGUCAGCUUUCAGCUUUAAAGCAUCUACAAUACAGGCUUGCAACACAGGAGCUGCAGCAUGCAAAGCAACAACAUCUCUCAAAGAUCUCUUCCGUAAUUGCCUGCCCUAACUUAAAGGGAGAAAAGGUUCCGAGCAGCUGUGGGGAAGACACAGAAUUACCAUCUGCUCAGGUUAAGCUUGAUUUCUCUACUGGAAAUUGUGGGCCAGAGCACCAAAAGGCGCAUACAUCCUCAAAGAUGGUUCAAAGUCAGCUGCUCAAGGAAAAUCCUGGUCAAGCCCAGCAGACCUGGAUUUCUUCAUCUAGAGCACAUAGAUCUUGCCAAGGUAUUUGGCAAACUUUAGAAAUGAGAUCAAGCCCUUAUAUUCUCAGUUCUGAAAACAACACUAAACAAGCAUUGGAGUUUGAAGUUACAUGUUCAACUGAGCAAUCUGAAGAAUCUCAGCAAAGUAUCAAAGCCAAGGAUAAACUUGAAAUGCCAGCCGCAGGUUUGACAGUCAGAGGUAUAAAGCUGGAAGUUCAGCAGAAGUUAAAAUCAAGGAUUUUAUCUUGUACUUAUCCCAUAAAACAAAAAAUCUCUUCUAAUAUGUCAAAAAUCCGCAACUAUAAUAUUAAAGACUGAUUUUCUGUUGGCAGCAAGUUUCAGUCCAUGUUUUCUAUUCAUUUACAUUAAAAGAAUAUAAAUUAGAUCUACAUAUUACUUUGAUGUUCAUUUUUGUAUGUCAAAUUGGGAUGUUUGAGGCCAGAAGAGAAAAGAAGUACUGUUCCCAGUUUCAUGAGAAAGGGUUAAUAUGUGUACAUGGUGAGAUUAUAGUCUUCAGUGUUAAUACGUAUUUAUUUUAAUUAUAUAUGUUAAAUAUCGCUUGCAUCAUGGAUUUAGAAAUGCCCAGUUAAUACAUAUGUAAAUCUUUGUGCCGCUAGGCAGGGCUUGCAGGUCUUUAGCAAAUAUUUUGUUGAGAAACUGUAGAUGUGAUUUAAACUUAGAAGUGAGAUGUGUCAACCCACUUGUUUUCUUAUAAUUAACAAUGCAACCGUUAAUCCCGUGCAGCUAUCUUUCAACUUGAAAGAAAGGGUUUUGAAAAGAUUACACAUUAAUCUAUAUUGUUUGUCAUCUUCUGCAGUUCUUUCCACUUGUUCAGGGAGCAUGAGAGAGUAUAAAAUCGAACUUCUAUCAUCACGCUACUACUAAUAUUUUUGUUAAACUGCCUAAAGUUUAAAGCAAUGAAAAACUCUUAGAAUCUUGCAGAAGUAUUGUAAGAAAUAAGCCUUACAACAGGUGAAACUAAAAGAAAACUUGAGUGGGUUGUGAUGUAAUGAGGGAUAUCUAUGUAGUAAUGAACAUUCCGGGAUGGUU
Oxyura jamaicensis (ruddy duck) is the source of this 2802-nucleotide messenger RNA. It is a transcript of the gene CCDC57, whose product is annotated as coiled-coil domain containing 57. Lineage: Eukaryota; Metazoa; Chordata; Aves; Anseriformes; Anatidae. The record is from RefSeq and is a predicted model, not a curated record. The transcript has 10 exons. The coding region runs from base 631 to 2070 and encodes 479 amino acids.